This is a messenger RNA of Folsomia candida, 5433 nucleotides long. RefSeq names its product lysine-specific demethylase 6A (gene Utx). Gene Ontology annotation, biological process: regulation of gene expression. The transcript has 24 exons. The coding region runs from base 408 to 4424 and encodes 1338 amino acids. Gene Ontology annotation, cellular component: MLL3/4 complex. Lineage: Eukaryota; Metazoa; Arthropoda; Collembola; Entomobryomorpha; Isotomidae. Gene Ontology annotation, molecular function: RNA polymerase II cis-regulatory region sequence-specific DNA binding; chromatin DNA binding; histone H3K27me2/H3K27me3 demethylase activity. The record is from RefSeq and is a predicted model, not a curated record.
AGCUCCGUAUUUCCGCUCUUCUCGCUGAUCACCAAAAAACUGGAAAAUCGGAAAAAAACAUUCACAAUUGUUUAGCUGCCUUUCUUUUUGAAACCUGAAUGUUCCAAGCUUCUAAAACUUGUCCUAUUACCAAGAAUUUCAAAGUGUGUUUGUGCUAAUUAUUUUUGCGAGUAAGAGAGGAGAGAGACAACUUCUUUUCAUUGCGGAUUGAAGAUUGUUUCUCAAGAUUUGUUGGUUAAAGAUUUUUAUGAGCAAGUGACUGACAGUUAAAUUUUUGCUGCAUAUCGUAACUAGUUGUAAUAAUUGAAGCGGUGGACUUCUUUGAGUUGGGUUUAUGCGGAUCGGGGGGCGCCGACGGGACGGUUAGUGAAGGGAGGCGGAGUUACAAUUGAUCAAUUCCAAAAGUUAUGGCCUUAGUGGCUCCGAUAAGUAACAUAAACGUGAUGAAUCACCCCCACAACUCUCCAAUGUUGGGCGGCGGGAUGGCCCCAACAACAAGAAUGGUCGUGGUGUCGGAUGUUGGGCCCCCACAAUUUCACGGACAAGGUCCCGGUACGAGCGUUUAUCAAGGACAUUCUUCAAUGAUAGUAAGCAAUAAUCAGGGUGGAAACCAGCAACAACAGCAUCACCAGCAAAUGAGUUUACCACAGCAGUUUGGAGUUUCAACUUCGACAACGGCUACUGCUCCAGCACAUUUUGCUGGAGCAUUGUCAAAUAUAAAUGGUUCGUAUGGGGGACAGAGAUCAGUAUCACCAGUGCCUAUGGAGGAGGAUGACGAAUCGCCGCUAACUUCGGCAGAAUUGCAGAUAUUGUCCGGUCUAGAUUGCCGGCAAUAUGGUUUUUUCCUUCCAAAUGCUCCGGAGAAUGCAAAGAAAAAGACACUUAUUCAAAAGGCAAUAAGUCAAAUUGGUCGCAUGCUAAUUGAAGAGCAACGCCAAAAAGAUCAAGAAGAAUCUCCUGAUGCCGCUUUUCCUAUUCCAAUGACCCCAUCGAGUAGUGAAGAGAAGAAAAUUGUAAUUGAACCAAAAACUUAUUGUACACUAGGACACUUUAAUCUAUUACUUGAAGACUACGACAAGGCUUUAUCCGCGUAUCAAAAAUACUACGAUCUAUUACAUGGGGACCAUUACAAGGAUCCCAUGCUUCUCUACGGUUUGGGAAUGUGCUACUUUCACUUUAACGCGUUUGAUCAUGCAAUAAAGAUAUUCCUUCUUCUACUGUAUGUGGAGCCGGGAUUCAUUCGAAGUAAUGAAGUUCACCUGCGUUUAGCUUUGAUACGAAAAAUCCAAGGCGAACUUCCCAGAGCAUUGAAACAUUUUAACGCUGCACUUCGUGAUCAAUCGCCGUCCUCCAUAUCGCCGUCUCAAAUUAAGUUUCAUAUCGCCCAUUUGUAUGAAAUUCUCGACAAGCCGACUUUUGCCAAAGAAAACUACGAGGAAUUAUUGAAAGAGAAAGACUUACUCCCAAGUUUGCGAGCUACUGUUUAUCAACAUUUAGCCUGGAUUACGCACACCUGUGAAGCACUUGGAGAAAAGCCUCAACGUGAACCUUUGGCAAUUCACUAUUUGCAGAAAGCCUUAGAGUCUGAUCCACGUUCUGGACAGGCUUUGUAUCUUCUAGGACGGUGUUUUGCCUCUUGUGGCAAAGUGCACGACGCCUUUUUAGCCUACCGCAAUUCUGUUGACAAAUCAGAAGGGAACGCGGACACUUGGUGCUCUAUCGGAGUUUUGUAUCAACAACAAAACCAGCCCUUAGAUGCUCUCCAGGCGUAUAUCUGUGCCGUACAGCUAGAUAAAUUUCAUGUGUCAGCUUGGACAAACUUGGGUGUGCUGUAUGAAUCUGUGAAUCAGCCCCGUGACGCACUUUCUUGCUACGUUAACGCAGGUCGAGGAUUUCUCACAAAACAUUCUUCUAAAACAAUGAAUCCAAGUCUUCAACAAAGGAUCAAGUUUAUUCAAAGUGGGCUGGCGAAAGCUCCUGUACAAACGGUUAAUGGCAAACCUCGACAUUUGCCUGUUAUUGAGGAGGCGUGGAAUUUGCCCAUUUCUGCGGAAAUGACUGCUAGACAACAGCAACAGCAAUCACAAAGAUAUCAACAUCAACAAAAAGGUGGACUGAAUGGAGCUCAGCUAAACGGUCAGCAAUCAGACUUGCCAGUAAAGAAAUUCAAGAUGGAAGAUCAAGGACAAAAUGGCAAUACUCGACCUGCAGGACUUAGCUCCCAUCAAUUACAAAUUCUCCACACGUUGCAAAGUCACAUGAAUCAAGGAUAUCAGUUGAGUCAACCCCAACAACAACUAUACAAUCAAUUGUCUCAUCAAUAUAGGACAAUGCAACAGCAGCAGCAACAACAAAGACAAAACGUGGUGCAAUCAUCCGCAGACGGCGCUGGCAGAGCCACCGGAUCAUUUUCUUCCCUUCAACAAGGCCACCAAGAUUUGUCAUUCCAUAACCACACCACGAGGUUGACUACGACGACAUCCUCCAUGCCUGGUACAACAACGGAAGUAGACGAUAUUAAAUCACCCCGAAGUGCCCUUAGUGGAAGUCCUCCAUUUUCACCAGUUAGCGAUCAGGAACUUCAAGCUUGGCUUAAUCAGAAAGACCUGGGUGACGAUCUACUCCGUGGAUGUAACGUUGACCUGGACGAGCUUGAACUUAUGGAUGACGACCUCGUCGGUAUGCCAAGCAACAACAAUACUCCAGACAGUAAAGCAGACUCGAGAGUUCGAACCAUCAGUAUGAAUUCCGAUAUCAAUCGACACAGCCCCUCAGAAGAGGAAUACAAAGAAGCCAACAUUACGAUGACGGCUAAGGAACUCCAAGCGCGAUGUAAAACAGAUUUCAAAGAUAUGCGAAAAGUCAUAGUUUGUAAUAUUCUUGGCGAUCAUGCUCCUCCGCCCGCCCCACCUGAGCCACCAGUGACACCAUUGACCGAAGACCAGUUGUAUCCUCAAACACCCAGUGUUUUUGUCGAAAACAAGAAAGAUGCUUUCAGCCCUAUGCUGCAAGAAUUUUGCUUGCAACAUCCCAUCGCAGUAAUUCGAGGAAUAGGGGCAGCAUUAAAACUUGACCUAGGAUUGUUUUCUACAAAAACUUUGGUUGAAGCUCAUCCGGAGCACCCUGUCGAAAUUCGCCACCAGAAUUUCAAAAACUAUGAUGAAAACGUAGACAAUAACGGAAAAGUUUCGUGGGACUGUUUUUCUCGUAGGGCACACUCAACAAUUGGGUGGUAUGCUCAAUACCAAGCAUUAAGUUUCAAAGAAUCUGUGAAGGAGGAAGAGGAUAAAAAUCUAGGAAUUAUGCACAAAGAUUCCGACUCAGAUUCUAAAGAUUCAUCGGGAAACAAGAAAAAGAAAGUUACAAAGGCUCUAAAGUUUGGAACCAAUGUGGAUCUCUCAGACGAACGCAAAUGGAAAGACCAGCUUCAAGAAUUGCAAAAACUGCCUGCAUUUUCAAGAGUCGUUUCUGCAGGAAAUAUGCUCACCCAUGUUGGACACGUUAUUUUGGGAAUGAAUACAGUCCAGUUAUAUAUGAAGGUUCCUGGAAGUCGGACUCCUGGACAUCAAGAAAACAACAAUUUUUGUUCCAUCAACAUGAACAUUGGUCCUGGAGAUUGUGAAUGGUUCGCUGUCCCUGAUGCGUACUGGGGAAAGAUAUAUGAACUGUGCGAAAAGAACAAGAUGGACUAUCUUCAUGGAUCAUGGUGGCCUAAUCUUGACGAUUGUGCCAAGGCUAAGAUUCCCGUGUACCGUUUCACCCAAAAGCCUGGCGAUCUUGUAUGGGUAAAUAGUGGAUGUGUUCACUGGGUACAAGCGAUGGGCUGGUGCAACAACAUUGCCUGGAAUGUUGGACCACUGACUUCUCGUCAGUAUCAACUUGCGAUAGAGAGAUACGAAUGGAACAAAUUGCAAAAAUUCAAAAGCAUUGUUCCGAUGGUGCACUUGUCGUGGAAUUUGGCAAGAAAUAUUUACCCAACCGAUAUCAAAACAUAUGAUCUCAUUAAGAGUGUAUUGAUGAGAACGAUGAUGCAUUGCUUCCGGUUGUUGGAGUUUGUUAAAUCAAAAGGUGUGGAGGUUCAUUUUCAUGGUCGUUCGAAAACUGAUGCGUCACAUUAUUGUGGACAGUGCGACCUGGAAGUCUUUAAUAUCCUCUUCAUCAAAGAGCAAGAAAAACGACAUGUUGUUCACUGCAUAAACUGUGCACUGCAAGCCUCCCCCGAACUAUCUGGCUUCGUAUGCCUGGAAGAGUACGAUUUGACCGACUUGAUGAAAGUCUACGAUGACUUUGUUCUUCACCAUGUUCCUGCAGUGACGGCUGCCUCAUCUUCCUCUGCAUUCACGGUCCACCAAGUUCCUGGACCACCACGUCCUGUCCCAACAAGCUUUUCUGCCACUGUUUCGUCCAAUACGGUGGGGUCGUGACCGUUGUACAUGAUAGAUUGUAAUAAUCAUAGUAAUAGCAGUAGCAGUAUGUAUGUCGAUAAUUUGUAAGAGACGACAAAGAAGGGACAACGGGCGUUGACGAAACCCAGCACUGCCAAAAUGUGAUAACUUUUAUAAUACAUACUAUAAAACUUUACUGUAUGCAGAUGUUAAUUUAAAAAUUAGUGCAUUGAUGAAAUACGAUUGCAAUCUUUACAAAAUAAGAAUAAUAAGUACGACGAUAGGUACGUAAGUAGGUAUAUGUAAAUUUAUUUAUCUAUUUUAUGUUUCCCAAAAAUUAUCUUUGCGAGGACGCCUUUACAGGUAGAUUUGAUCUCAGUUUGUAUUUCUCUCGCAAAUCAGUUCCACCAGAAAGGUAGAUAUAACUCUAAUAAAACAGGCAAACAAUCAUAACAAAGUCCAUUAUGCCUUAACAAAUAGUUCGUCAUGCAAUCCUAUACAAAGUUUUUGUAAAUGAAAUUCUAUGUAUGGAUUUCAAUUUUGUAUUUUCAAUAACAUGAAUUUUAGUGGUUUUGCCAUAAAUACGUCGUUAAAGUUGUUUCUGUGACCAUCAUCUUUCAAUUACAGAGAGAGCAACGAAAAAAUGAAAUUGCAAUAGCGGACCCAGAGAAACAGCUUUUUAUAACUACAUACACUGUGGAAUGAGAGCUUGUCCCGUGAAUAAUAUAAUAAUUAUGUAUGGAUCUGAGAAAAAUUAAGCAUUGUUGAUCGUCAUGCAUUCAAGUGUUCAUUUCUACAAAACCUAAACAAAAUACCUCCACAAUAAAAUGUGUGUGUAGUAGUUAGUUUAUUACCGGGUUUGUUAUAAUUGUCUCGUCGCGCAGUAGAUUUAUACAGUCGUUAUGAAUGCGAAUUUAAUUUUUUAUCACUUUGAUUACUAAAACUAUAUAUGGGUGGUGAAUUGUGAUUAGUUUUACGAGUAAUUAAUUAGUCAAAGCGAAAAACUUGAGUACUUGCGUAAUAAAAAUUUUCAUACCUUUAAAAUAAG